This is a messenger RNA of Siniperca chuatsi (mandarin fish), 6067 nucleotides long. RefSeq names its product leucine-rich repeat containing G protein-coupled receptor 4 (gene lgr4). The transcript is spliced from 18 exons. Gene Ontology annotation, molecular function: G protein-coupled receptor activity; protein binding. Bases 635 to 3571 code for a protein of 978 amino acids. The record is from RefSeq and is a predicted model, not a curated record. Gene Ontology annotation, biological process: G protein-coupled receptor signaling pathway. Lineage: Eukaryota; Metazoa; Chordata; Actinopteri; Centrarchiformes; Sinipercidae. Gene Ontology annotation, cellular component: membrane.
CACAGGCCAGGCCCAGUGCUGCAGGUUGUCCGGUAGGGUGUCUGCCGAGCUACAAGCAUGCUGUUGAUGUCAGGAGCAGAGGAGGGGAACGUGAGGAAUGGCUGAAAACUGACGGUGAUCUCCUGUUAUGAAACAAACCAGAACGGCUAAUGAUUGUCCGGUAUGUUUAACUGAAGCUUUCACUGUCUCCGGAUCAGCCUCUUAGCGACGCAGUAACAGGCACCGCUCGUUUUUUUGUGUGGUUAUUUAAUGGGACAACGAAAACGCAAAAAACGCAAGGUAGGCUACCGCUCCUGACGCCAGCCCUGCUACUUUAUUUUCAUGGACUAAUACGACACACAGGGGGUUGAGAAAUGUUUCAAGGCAAGGUAAAUCGCUCGUCUUCGAAGACAGUGUUUGGUUUUUAACACUAGCUAAACGUUAGCGUAGAUAUUUUGUUGGUCGGGCUCGUGAAUGUAUGAAGUGCCCGGACGUUAUUUUUUGUUUGUUUUGAAAAGCGUCGGUUAGGCUUCAUCUCUUCAUGCCUCAACCGACCAACCAUAUGAGAAGUCGACGUCCGGAAUAGAUUUAACCACAAAACAAAGGCCCCCACUUUUGUUUUUAAUCGUUUCCACCUGAACCGACGAGGAGAAAAAUGCGUGUGGAUUUGUUUUGGAUAUGUUUGUGGUGUUUCCUUCGUCCUGGGGCCACCGGUCAAGGGCAGUCGACGGCCGUUUGUUCGCCCUCAUGCAGCUGCGAUGAAGAUGGGGGUGCAGACUGCUCCGGGAGAGGACUGACCACCGUCCCAACCGGGCUCAGUGCUUUCACCUACUACCUUGACCUGAGCAUGAACAACAUCACUGAGCUUCCAGCAUAUGUGUUCAAGAACUUCCCCUAUCUGGAAGAAUUACGACUUGCGGGGAAUGACCUGUCAUUCAUCCACCCUGAUGCCCUGUCUGGACUGCAUCAGCUCAAAGUCCUGAUGCUCCAGAAUAAUCAGCUGAAAACUGUGCCCAGUGCAGCCCUGAAGAACCUUCAUUCUCUCCAGUCUCUUCGCCUGGAUGCGAACCAUAUUACCACAGUUCCUGAUGACAGUUUUGAAGGCCUUCAGCAGCUGCGCCACCUCUGGUUGGAUGAUAACAACCUGACAGAGGUCCCCAUUGGUUCUCUGAGACACCAGGCGAAUCUUCAGGCUCUUACGUUGGCGCUCAACCGCAUCUCGUACAUACCAGACAACGCCUUUGCAAACCUCACCAGUCUAGUUGUGCUGCAUCUUCAUAACAACAGAAUUAAGGAAAUAGGAGACAACUGUUUUGCUGGACUCGUGAACCUGGAGACACUAGAUCUUAACUUUAACAACCUGAUGGUUUUUCCCAAAGCAAUAGAGACCCUGCCCAAACUCAAGGAACUUGGGUUUCACAGCAACGAUAUUGCUUCCAUACCUGAAGGGGCCUUCCAUAACAACCCCCUGCUGCGAACCAUACAUCUUUAUGACAACCCUCUGUCCUUCGUGGGCGCUUCGGCUUUCCAGAAUCUGUCCGACCUGCACUCCCUGAUGUUGCGUGGGGCAAGCAUGAUGCAGGACUUCCCCAUCCUUACGUGGACUAAUAACCUUGAGAGUCUGACCCUGUCAGGAACCAAGAUAUCGUCCAUCCCUGCUGAUCUUUGUGAGGAUCUCAAGUUGCUACGGACGCUAGACCUGUCCUACAAUGAGAUCAAGGAGAUACCAUCCCUCCAGGGCUGCCUCCGACUGCACGAGAUAAGCUUUCAGCACAACCAUAUUCAGCAAAUUGACAGGGACACAUUCCAAGGUCUCUCUGCUCUCCGUUUACUAGACCUGAGCAGAAAUGAACUCCGAGUUAUCCACAGAGAUGCUUUCCUCACCCUCACUGCACUCACCAACCUAGAUCUGAGUAUGAACUCUCUGACUGUGAUUCCAACAACUGGACUGAGCGCGCUCAGUCAGUUGAAACUCUCAGGGAACCCGCAGAUGAAAAAUGUGCUGACUGCAAAAAACCUGCCCAAACUGAGGUCCAUCUCUGUCCCUUACGCCUACCAGUGCUGUGCUUUUGUCGGAUGUGACUCAAUGACAAGUUCUUCUGAGGAAAAUGACGUUAAGAAAUCGACAGGCGUGGAGGAUGUGGAAAGAAUCUCAAUGAUUAUGCAUUGCUCUCCUUCGCCAGGAGCCUUCAAGCCUUGUGAGCACCUCCUGGGUAACUGGAUGAUUCGUCUGACAGUCUGGUUCAUCUGCCUGGUGUCGCUGGUCUUUAACAGCCUGGUUCUGGUAGCCACCUUCUCCCCCACACACCGAGCAGCAGGCCAUUCCCACUCCCUCACACCGUCUCUCUCUCCAGCCAGGCUACUGAUGGGGCUACUGGCCCUGGCCAACCUGCUCACAGGCCUGUAUGUCGGCGUGCUGACUGCGCUCGACGUUGCCACCUGGGGCUCCUUCGCUGAGUUUGGUGUGUGGUGGGAGAUGGGGCCCGGCUGUCAGAUCGCAGGAGCUCUGGCCGUCUUCUCGUCAGAGUGGGCAGUCUUGUUACUCUCACUGGCGGCCGUGGAGCGCAGCGUGGCCGUGCGGACAAUUCUCGGGAAGGUAAUGAUGUCACCCAGGAGGAACGGAGGCAGCCGUCGCGGAUGCUGGAGAGGAGAUCAACGCUUCAGCCUGGCUGCAGGACUACUGGGGCUGCUGGCUGCUGCUGGAGCCUGCCUGCCUCUCCUGACCUCCAGUGAUCAGUCCGCCUCUCCUCUCUGUCUGCCCUUCGCUGGUGGCGAGAGUCCAGCUCUGAGUGUUACAGUUGUUCUGGUGUUGCUCAACGCGCUGGCUUACCUGUUCACUGCAGCUGUGUACACCCAGCUGUACUGCCACCUGGGCAGAGUGGAGCUUGCAGAUCCAGAGCAGACGGGUGCACUGCGACACGUAGCCUGGCUCAUCUUCACCAACUGCAUCUUCUUCUGCCCUGUGGCAGCUUUCUCCUUCGCCCCUCUCUUGACUGGCUCUACAGCCGGCGGCCCAGAGAUUGCCAAGUCUGUCACCCUCAUAUUCUUCCCGCUGCCUGCGUGCCUGAACCCAGUGCUGUAUGUGUUCUUCAGCCCGGCCUUCAGGGAGGACUGGCUGAGACUACGUGGCCGUGGAGGUUUCACCAGGGAGGUAAAGGCUGGUGCUGACAGUCACGGAGAUGAUUGUGGCGGAGGGUCGGAGCUCACAGACGGAGGCUCCUCCACCCACCUGGGCUUUGACUGUGGGGUGUACUCACAGCUUUGUGGAGAGACCGUUGUAUGCGAGCAGUGUGAGGCUGCGCUGCAUGCCAGGACCUGCUCUUCUUCCUCGUCCUCCACAGUGUGUAGACACUUGGUGAAGUCUCACAGCUGUCCCACCCUCCUGGUGGGAGCUGCCGUGUGCCAGCGCGCCGAGGGGUUCUGGGCAGACAGCGGUACACCCUCCGCUCAGUCUGAGUACGCAGACGAGGGGGACUCGUUUGUGUCGGACAGCUCGGAACAGGUUCAGGCCUGUGGCAGAGCCUGCUUCUGUCAGAGCAGAGGCCUUCCUUUGGUACAUUACUCAUACAACAUACCUCGAGUCAAGGACUAAGGACGCUUCAGAGCGUGAGUACGUCUGUGUGCACAGAUCUCUCUGUCAUGUGAAUUUAGACGCUACAAGAAUAUUUAAACAUUUUUAUAUCAGACAACAAAAUGUGCCAACUACCCUGCUAAAAGACUAUUCCGCUAGCACUUAGGUUUGUAAUUACUGUGUAAACAGAGAUGCAACCAAUCAUUUAAAGGGAACUUGGUAUGCUUUUUGAACUUAGAGACCAUUUCCAAGUGAGCUGAACUGAGCACAUCAUGUUACAAACUGGUUGACAAAGGAUCUUGCAAAGGAAAAUCUUGCCACCGGUGCCUGUCUCUCGCUUUCGAUUGGAUAUCAUGAUAUUGCGAGCCUCAAUGUAUGUGUCAAAGAUUAUGUGAUUUCUCUGUUUCACCUGUACUUAUAAGCUUUUUAAAUUGUAAUUGUUAUACAUCUUGUCAAUUUUUAAAGCUUCUCCACAGCAACUGUUGAUUUUAUACUUAGUUUUUUUUUAAUAUAAAUGUAGCAAAUGUAAUAAUCAUCCUAGACUUUUCUGUGUGAAUGUAACUUCCAGGUGGUUUUCACCCACCAGAGGGGAAUAAUGUAACGUCAGCAAUAACUUCUGCCCUAUCUGCCUGUGAUCGUAAUCUAUCAGUGUGAGAAAGGUAUAAGUAAAUGCCAGUAAUAAACAUUUCUUUGCUUUAAGUUACUAAGACUAAGAAUGUGAUAGAAGUAGCAGAUAUCACUGUUUUAGCAAUGAUGCUUGGUGGUGGAAGAUGUUAUUUAUUUGAGCAGCAGGAGUGUCUGGGUGUACACGAUUUCAGGUGUAUGAAAGGUGUCCUUUGAAUGAUGAAUAUACAAUAUAACCCAAGUAUUCACUAAAACAACAGCACCUCUCUUUGUUUAAUUCUUCACAAAAAAACUAGUACACACAUGAUUUUCAUUAGUCUGAAGGAUAAUUCCAGUUAUAUUUAAAUCUGGGCCUUAUUUUCUGAUUUUUUUGCCAUCAUGCUGUUUGAUAUGGAUCAAACUUUUUAUUUCUUAACGACAGAGCUACAUAUUCUAUUUGUUGAGUUUGAUGUGUCUCUUGGCCCAAUGACAAACAUGCAAACAUUUCCUUUUCAGUGCAGUGACACUUAAAUGAGACCUGCUUUUAUCUGAUGUUCACAUUAUUUUUGGUUGACAGAACAAUUUUUGUUUCAUUUCUCUGUUGAAUAUGGUGUGUUUUAAUAAGCAUAAACUGUUUAAAAUUAGUGUCCUGUAAAUAAAAACUGCCCAUUGAUGCUUCAAAAAAAAAAAGGUUGGUCGAUCAAAGGAAUAAUUCAAUAUUGUGGGAAAUAUGAGAUAUAACAUCAAUAAGUGGGCUUUAGAUGUGCUGGUAGGUGGAUUAUGUUGCCUUCGGACAGAGUAAGGCUAGCUGUUUCUCUCUGUUUCCAGACUUUAUGCUAAGAUAAACUAAACUAAGCUAACGACUGCUGGCUUUAGCUCCAUAUUUAGCAUACAGAUAUGAGAGUGGUAUUGCUUUUUUCAUCAAACUCUGUGCACUUGCCCCACAAAUUGUAAAUAAUAAUUGUAGUAAUAACUACUAUAAUAAUAAUAUAAACAUAACUGUAGUUUGGUGACCGACAAGCCAAAUCCAAAAAAUCUAAAUCAACUGUAUUCACAGUAGUUGAACUUAUGAGAAGAGAGAAAGCUAACGUACAUUUGUUUAAUUUAAAACUUAUCAUUAAAUAUAAUUUGGCUUGUGAGCAACUAGUUAAACACAUGAAUACUGUCCAAGUUAAACACGUGAAUGUAAUCCCACUCUUCUACUUCUUCCAACAUGAUGUGAACGCAGCGCAAGACUGGCAGCCAGCUGAGUCAACAAGAAAGUGUUUAAGCGGUGCCAAAAAGUAUGAAAUGGACUAUUAUAACUGAAAUGUGGGUGAUCAUUAUUCAACCACAGAUAUUUAAAGACAAGUAUCUGCAGUGUGUUUUUGCAUUUGCAAGGAUUUUUUUGGGUGUUUGUGUGCACGUGGGCAGUAUGUGUAUCUGUUGAGGUCCUUAGAGCUCUACAGUGAAAUAACUCGAAAAAUUUGGACCAGAAUAAAAGGGCAUGAUGGUACAAAAGUAGGAAAAUUAAGCCUAUGUUGAAAAUAAUAGGAAUGAUCUUUUAAGUAAUUCACUGCCUCCAGUGUCUUUCCAAUCCAAUUAUAUUGUCAGCGAGUGAGUCACACUUACUUGUAUAUUCAUUUCAGUCUGUAUAACCUAGUUUUAUUGUACAUCAGAAGAGCAAUAUUAUAUUGUAAAGCAUAUUAACGUAGAUCUCUUUUCACCCUGAGAGCUGACCUGUGUGUGUGUGUGUGUGUGUGUGUGUGUGUGUGUGUGUGUGUGUGUGUGUGUGUGUGUGUGUGUGUGUGUGUGUGUGUGUGUCGUGAGGGAUUGACUGUUGUUUGGUGUGCUGGAGCAUGACCGUACGCAUUAAGGUGGAUACACCCUUGGAGCAUGUAUCCACAAGUGCAUGUCAUGUGAGUGCUCAGGAAU